ACAACCUCCUGUGUGAAAGGGCUUCCCUGGAGAAUACAGUGGACAUUCAGAAGGAUGUUUUUGGCGUUGUAUGUUCCAGUUCUGUGGUGGUCUUUCCUUCUUCUGGUGGAUUGCCAGGAAGUCAACACCUUCAACGUGCACUAUCAGGUGCCGGAGGAAAGACAGCCUGGGACUGUGUUGGGAAGGUUGUCUGAAGAACUGGGCUGGACAGAGGGCGGCCAGACCGCAGGGUCCUUCCAGCUGCUACAGCCCUCUGCUCUGCUUCCCAUACAGAUGGACUCUCAGGAUGGUUUGCUACGCACCUUGGGGAGGAUGGACAGGGAGCAGCUUUGCCCCCACAGAGACCUCUGUAUCAUCUCUUUCAGCGUUCUGGCUGCCAGAUACCUAGCCCUGAUCCAUGUGGAGGUUCACGUCCUGGAUAUUAAUGACAACGGGCCUCGGUUUCCCCAAAUGUCAGUGGAGCUGGAGAUAUCCGAGAGUGUGCUGUUGCAGACACGAAUCCCUUUGGAUCGAGCCGUCGACCCAGAUGCUGGCUCCAAUGGUCUCUGUUCCUACCUCUUGUCACCCAAUGAGCACUUUGCCUUGGAGGUAGCCGUCGGCUCUGAUGGAACUCAGCAGGUGGAGCUUGUGGUCGUGAAAGAAGUGGACCGAGAACGCUACUCCUCUUUCCUUUUGACCGUGACCGCUGUCGAUCGCGGCGAGCCCCCCAGAUCUGGGAGUGCCUUCGUGAGGGUGACCGUGCUGGACUCCAACGAUAACAGCCCGGCGUUCACCCAGAGUUCUGUGACUGUCGAGAUGAGGGAAGAUGCGUCGCCGGGGACUCUUUUGGUCAACCUCACUGCCACAGAUCCCGACCAAGGCCUCAACGGAGAGAUCGAAUAUUCCCUCAGCAAACACACCCCUGUGGAGGUGCUUAGGACGUUUACUAUCGAGAGCCGGACAGGCCGUGUCCUCUUGCAGCAGCAGCUGGAUUAUGAGAAAAAAUCUACCUAUGAGGUGGACGUACAGGCCCGAGACCAUGGAGCGAAUCCCAUCCCAGCCCACUGCAAGCUUUUGGUCCGGGUUGUAGAUAUCAAUGACAACCUGCCUGAGGUCCAUGUCAUCUGGGCUGGACAGGCCGCAGUGGUGUCUGAAGCGCAGCCCAAAGACAGCUUUGUUGGUCUGGUGACACUCUCUGACCCAGACGCUGGUGAUAACGGGAAGGUGGACUGCUAUAUUAGCCGAGGGGCUGAGCAUUUCUCCUUGAGAAGGAUCAGCCCCAGCAGCUACAUGCUGCUCACCAACACCCCCCUGGACAGGGAGAACUGGGCAGAGCUUAACCUGACCUUGUUAGCACAGGACCGGGGGACCCCUUCACUGGCUGCCGCCAGAGAUUUCACGGUUGAC
Gekko japonicus is the source of this 1386-nucleotide messenger RNA. Its product is annotated as protocadherin-12-like. NCBI's taxonomy places the organism in Eukaryota, Metazoa, Chordata, Lepidosauria, Squamata, Gekkonidae. The record is from RefSeq and is a predicted model, not a curated record. Gene Ontology annotation, cellular component: plasma membrane. Gene Ontology annotation, molecular function: calcium ion binding. The annotation marks the transcript as partial. Gene Ontology annotation, biological process: homophilic cell-cell adhesion. The transcript has a single exon.